CCCAACUGAAUAUUCAGGUAGCAACAAAAGUCGUUCCCAGUCGAAACAAGGCAGCCGAUACACCAACUGCAAUUUGAACUGCGAGAACAUCGAGAAUAUUACAGAGCCAUCAAUAUUGGCCAAUACCUCGAGAUUCGGUAGGAUUGUGUCUGAGCGAUUAAGGGAAGCUAGUCAACAUUUGGCGGAUGUGAGCGCACCGUCGGGCAUGGACUCGCAUUACUCGAAUGUGGAGUCAAAUAUUAUGGAUGUGAGUGAGCCAUGUGAAAUGUUUUGCAGCGAUGUAUGCGCUGUGGAGGGCAAUGCCUCGGAACGGAGACAGCUUGACAAGAGCAAUGCAAGAGCUACGAAUUCAUCGCCUAGUAUGAAGAGAGGCGAGAGUAGUGCUCUAUCCGGUCGGCGGAACAGUCAAGGUGAACAGUCGCCAAGCGAUUGUACAUGCCCAACUACGGCAGAUGUAGAGGCUAAGAAGUCUUCGACUUCUGGACAAGGUGCAGCAGAUGCGCAGGACAGCAAAAAACGGGACUCGAAUGCGGGUAAGAAGAGCAUUCACUCCAUAAAUGACAUAUCGAUGCCAGAGUUCGAGAGUACAGCCAUCAGUCAAUCUCCUCCUGAAUCGGCGAUCUCGGACAUCACUGCGCCCAGCUUUGGGCCGUCUCUUCAAUCCACCAAUAAGACGCAGGAUGCAAGUGGCUCAUACCACGGCUUUGAUUCAAUGGAUAACUAUGCACCUUUCGAAGAGCUUGUCAAUUCGAGGCCAGAAAACUGUGAGCCGCCAACGCCUCAGCCGGUGCGUUCCAAGCCGAACGAUUGCCCAGCUACUCCAAAAUCGAAAUCCAAAACUCCCCAAAAAGGUCAUUGCACAUGUGGCGUAAAUGGGAAUAUGCGAUCCAGUUCAAAACAGAGAAGUCGUAAUACUAACCGAUAGAGUUUAUGUUAAUGCACUCACAGAACGUGUUCAUGGUCAUGUUCAUUCUGAGUCACAUUCUCACGGUAAGGAUUCCUGAAACACACAAAUAUUUAUCAAUUCAUACAUGUUUAGCCUGAAAAAAUUAACAAAAUUCGAGUAUCAAUAAAAUGGAAGUGGAGUACAAAGA
This is a messenger RNA of Drosophila navojoa, 1094 nucleotides long. RefSeq lists its product as uncharacterized. The record is from RefSeq and is a predicted model, not a curated record. NCBI's taxonomy places the organism in Eukaryota, Metazoa, Arthropoda, Insecta, Diptera, Drosophilidae.